AUGGAAGACCGUACAAGAGAGGAUAUUCUCCCUCUGUUGAAAUCUAUUGAUUCAGAUAAGGCUGAUUACAUCAUGUGGGAAAUUCACGAGGAAAUGUGUGUGCAUCCGCAAGCUAAUGGACUGGUUGAAGCUGUCAAUAAGAACAUUAAGCGAAAUCUCAAGGCUAAGCUGGAAGGAUUAAAGAGGUUGUGGCCUAAAAUGCUGCUGAAUGUGUCAUGGGUCUAUCGGAUGAAUUCACAAACUUCAACGGGUGAGACUGCCUUUUUGCUUGCCUUUGGGGAAGAAGCUCUGAUGCCAGUUGAGAUCAAAAUUCCUUCCCAUAGGGUCGAGCUAUUCAAUCUAGCUAAGAGUGAUGAGGCACUUCGCCUAAAUCUAGACCUCCUGGAAGAGCAUCGUAAAAUAGCGAAUCUACCGGUGGCAGAGUAUAAGAGCUGA
This is a messenger RNA of Benincasa hispida (wax gourd), 435 nucleotides long. RefSeq lists its product as uncharacterized. Gene Ontology annotation, molecular function: nucleic acid binding. The record is from RefSeq and is a predicted model, not a curated record. NCBI's taxonomy places the organism in Eukaryota, Viridiplantae, Streptophyta, Magnoliopsida, Cucurbitales, Cucurbitaceae.